UUUAGUUUCUGUCGUUGAUCGAUUCAAGUUGUUAAAGUUCAUAAUGACGGUUGGCGAUAAAAUAAAUUGUCCGUAUUAUACAUUAAAUGAAGUAGCAUUGAGAGAUGGAAAAACAAUGAAAGAAGUUUGGGUUGUAAUUAAAGAUGUAGUUUAUGACGUUACAAAUUUCAUGGAAAACCAUCCUGGAAGUUCUGAAAUUAUUGAAGAAUAUGCUGGGACAGACUGCACAAAGGAGUUUUAUCAAGCAGGUCAUUCAAGUGAAGCCUUUAGGGAACUAAAGACAAUGAAAAUUGGUGAACUAGUUGAGGAAGACAAACAAGUGAACCGUGGAAGAUCUCAAGAAAAAUCUCAAUCCUUAGACGAUAACUCGAGAAUAGAUAAAAAAGACAAAAGACGAUCUCGACGGAGUUUUUUGUUUUGUUGAUAAACAUUAAAUUGAUUUAUUUUUAAUUAAAGUGGCUUUUCAAGUACUUCAAUUGAAACGAUCCAAUUGUCACGAACAUUUUAUCGUGAUUAAUCUAACUAAAGAUUAUUUAUAUUUUUUUUCUUUUUCUAAUCUUAACCUACUUGUUUAUUGUUAAAUCGUUUAAUUAAUUUCAAUAAAAUUGGAUAAAGUUUGUCACAC
Clunio marinus is the source of this 625-nucleotide messenger RNA. The record is from the annotation of a GenBank genome assembly. NCBI's taxonomy places the organism in Eukaryota, Metazoa, Arthropoda, Insecta, Diptera, Chironomidae.